Molecule: messenger RNA, 937 nt
Organism: Drosophila pseudoobscura
Lineage: Eukaryota; Metazoa; Arthropoda; Insecta; Diptera; Drosophilidae
Exons: 2
Coding region: 186-638 (150 amino acids)
Biological process (GO): transcription by RNA polymerase III
Cellular component (GO): transcription factor TFIIIC complex
Source: RefSeq, a predicted model, not a curated record
ACAAUAUAUUUCGGUAUAUUUCUGAGGGUAGCAAAUGUGUAGAAAUGUGAACUCCAUACUUGCCAUUUGUUAUUUUAUUUUUGUUUUGUUUGCAUCUGAAGGAUAUCUGAAGCAUAUAAUUAUAAUUCUAUAAUACUAUAUCCUUCUUGCGUUCGGCCAAGAAUUUCGGAGAAUCAGAAUAAAUCAUGAAUGAUUCGGAUUCUGAAUACGAGGAAAGCGAAUACUUGGUUUUUGCGGAUUUCAAAAACCAAUUACCACCUCACACGCUUAAGCACGAGGAUGCUGCCAUUAAAAUUAUAGGAUUGGAAAGCGACAACCCCAUGGCCGAGGUAAAUGGCAGCAUUUUCAAAGGCACCUACGAGCACUCCACAGGGACAAAUGUGUUUUUCGAAAAAGACAUGGAUCGUUCGCCGGCUGACCCGCUAUUCGAGGCAGCCUGUCGACAGAAGUACCAAUACCUAGACAAGUCUGACAAGGUAAUUUCCUUUGAGCGCGCUUAUAUAGAGCACUUGCCGCCAGAACCUGACAAAUCAACAGUGGUGCCAGAUACAAUUACAGAAGACACAGACACGCCGCAGACAACAAAGCUGAAUAUCACCUAUAAGGACGCAAUAAAUAAGUUUGGAGAGGAGAAUUAACUUUGGUAUGUCUGAGCACCAUGGAAAGUUAUCUCGAGACGCUGGAGAGAUCUAUACACUUACGUUAUUUUUUAUUCGAUUACCAAGAGACAACGCCCAAGACGACUGGCGAACUAACUGAUUUGAUUUCAUCGCCAGACGAAAACAGUAUCCAUAUCUUAGAGCCCGGCAAUGAUAUCGUUCGCUCAAAUGAUGUACAUACAUGGCCCCGCAUAAAAGAAUGAACUUACAAAGUCCAUUAAUUGCCGGGGAAUUUGUCUAUCUAGGCAAUCCCAAUAAAUAUCACUAACCGUCCGUCA